Hyla sarda is the source of this 7815-nucleotide messenger RNA. It is a transcript of the gene DIRAS1, whose product is annotated as DIRAS family GTPase 1. Lineage: Eukaryota; Metazoa; Chordata; Amphibia; Anura; Hylidae. The transcript has 2 exons. Gene Ontology annotation, biological process: signal transduction. Gene Ontology annotation, molecular function: GTPase activity; GTP binding; GDP binding. The coding region runs from base 704 to 1300 and encodes 198 amino acids. The record is from RefSeq and is a predicted model, not a curated record. Gene Ontology annotation, cellular component: plasma membrane.
AAGGAUUCAUAGCCAUCUGGGAAUAGAGGAAUCAGCCGACAGCUUUGGCGCGUUCAAUAGGAGCUAAUGAAGGAGCGGGAGAAGGCCUGAGAGCCCUCGGCGCUCCGUGCACGUCAGCUUUACUAAACGUCAAGAACCCUACUAGCCCAUAUUGGCGCCAACCUCUAGUGAGUGACCAUUGCCUCCAAGAGAGAGUAACCCGCUGUCCACCUCUCCGUACUGAUACAAACCGCUCCCUCCAGCAAUAAUAAAGAAGGAACCAUUCCAAGCCAUGUCAUGUUUUAGUAUGCGUGUCCUUCUAGACUAGUGUGGGAUGUGAGGAGUAGGGCCGGCACCAGGGCACAUGCACACCCUCACACACCGCCCUCGCUCCGCUACCUCCAUGCAGCAUCCUCAGGAGUCACCGGGAGUGCUGCUCAUCAGUGACAAAUGACACCGUGUCCCUGAAUGAUUAAUCACAGGCGGAGGAAUGAAGGAAGGAGCGCUACAUACAGCAGCAUCCUGAGCACUGAGCACACAAGAAGGCUGCAUGUACGUGCGGGAGCGCCUCCUGAGGGGAAGACCACAGACAAGACGCACAGCUGCCUGGACUGAGGAGGGGGAAACGGGAGCUCCGGCACUGCAGAGGACCGCGCCACUGCGAACAAUGCUGUAAGGAGGAAGCCAGCGGGCACCACUGACGAGGACGCAAAAAGCUGUUAAAAUGCCAGAACAAAGUAAUGAUUAUCGAGUAGUUGUGUUUGGUGCAGGAGGUGUUGGGAAGAGCUCACUAGUUCUACGUUUUGUGAAAGGAACAUUUCGAGAUACGUAUAUUCCCACCAUAGAGGACACAUAUCGACAAGUCAUCAGUUGUGACAAAAGUGUUUGCACCCUACAAAUUACAGAUACAACUGGAAGUCACCAGUUUCCAGCCAUGCAGAGGCUUUCCAUUUCCAAGGGCCAUGCCUUCAUCUUGGUCUUUUCAGUCACCAGCAAACAGUCAAUAGAGGAGCUAAAGCCUAUCUAUCAACAAAUCCUGCAGAUUAAAGGAAGUAUAGAGAGUAUUCCUGUAAUGCUAGUAGGAAACAAGUGUGAUGAAACGCAACGUGAAGUGGAUACAAAAGAAGUGGAGGCAUUGGCCAAAGAGUGGAAAUGUGCCUUCAUGGAGACCUCAGCCAAGAUGAAUUAUAAUGUGAAGGAACUUUUCCAAGAGCUUCUUAACUUGGAAAAAAAAAGAAACAUGAGUCUGAAUAUUGAUGGCAAAAGGUCAAGCAAGCAGAAGAGGGCAGAAAAAAUUAAGGGGAAGUGCAGUCUCAUGUAAGCAAUGAAAACACUGGUGCAUCCAUUUCAUUCAUGUAUAUGCACAGUCAUACCAGUUUUCUCUUUUGUUGUUGCUUUGAAGAAAAGAAGUCAUGUCCUUGCUGCAUUUUAACACUGUGACUUUCUAGGCAUACAGAAACUGCCUUGAAAUUUCAUUGUGCAGCAACUACAGAUUUUGCUUUACAUCCAAAUGUCAUUAAUUUUAUUUUUGGAGAAUGCAAAAUCUGACAGAACAAUACCCCUUUUUCCCCUUUUCUAUUUUAUUUUAUUUUUUUAACAAAGAACAGUGGAACUGUGAAAUAUCUGUUUUGCUUCACCAUGCAUAUAUAACACAAUAAUAUACAAGUUCAUAGCUGUUAGCCUAACAUAUACAGAUGUAUGACUCACUCAAUUCUAAAAGGGUGGUGCUUAAAUAAAGUAUCAGGAAUGUGUCCUGGUCCAAAAGAUCUUUCAAAAGGGAUGUUUUGAGGAGCACAAACAGGUACAUUAAACAGAGUCACCUUUGACCUUAUCAAUGUAGUACUGUCAUGACAAAAAAAGGCCAGAAACAAGAAAAAUGGUACUUCACAGACUUGACUUAAAAAAGCAAUGUGCAUGCUUCUGUCGAUUGUUCAUCUGAAAGAUUAUACUGUUCAUUGAAUUUAAAGAAGAGAAAACCUUGGCUCUACAGAUUAAGAUAUUUUAUUUUGUUGUUAACUCACAUAGCAUUUAUGUGAGUCUGAAGGUAUGGACUUGACUACAAUGGUAAAUACACACCUAUAUUGGCAAAUAAUUAACUAGAAAAAAAGAGGGAGACGAAACUUUGGCACUUAUUACUUUAAACAUGUUCUUAAUAUAAUACCAAAUUAUGAAAAAGAAUAAUAACAUGUCAAAUUGUGGUUUAUUACUCUUUGUAAGAGCCGAAAAUGAACCUGAGGCUAUGUUCACACACAGAUGUUUGGAGGGGGGGUUUACAUACAUCAGAUGAACAAUAUAAUGCCCAAAAGUCGAACAUACUUUUCCAAAUAACAACCCAAAAGCAAAAAAGGCUAAACAUUUAUGGUAAUUUUUGAGACUCAAAAAACAAUGUGUGAACCUAGCCUGAGAUACUGCUGAUGUAUGAAAACUCAUUGAAAAGUAUUUAUAUACAUAAUAACAUUCAGCUUCAUGUUGACUAUACAUAUUGUAAGAGGAAAACCUUCUAUAAAAAUAGAUGCUUUGCUCUUUUGUCUGUCCACAACCUAUUACAAAACUCUGUGUGGCAAAAUGGGACAGCUGCAAGCUGAUACUAUGGAGGCACUUAGAGUAUUCAUAUUUGUAGUGCAGUAUAUUGUGAAUAUUUCAAAAGAACAAGCAGACCUACUUGUAUAUGGCCUUUGUUAUUGAUAAAGCAUGUAUAAAUCAUUUCCUAAAAAAAUAUCCAAAUAUUUGAAAAUGAACAUGACAUUUAUUGAUAAAGAUAUUAUUUUCAUAGAAUGUACACUAUGGAAAGGGGUUGUCAAGUACAAUGUUAUCAAUCAUCAUACUUAUAUAUACAACACAUAUCUUGUAACCUUUACCCUUCCCUGAUGUAGAAAGCUAGCAACGUAUGUAUGAUGUUCAUCAUCUAUGUGUAGUAUUAACCUAAUUCAGAGCAAAGCGAUAAAGGCACAAGAGGUAGGUAAAUCCUAUUUGAUUUGCUCCUAAAUCAUGCAUCUUAGGCCCAUAGAGAUGUGUUUCCAAGCACAAUGUAGUUAUUUCCAAAUAAACAGAAUAGCACACAGCCUAAAAUUCUAUCAAGCAUGAGUUUUGAAGGCAAAUUUUACACAGUAAAUGUGUAGCCAUUGAAUUCUCCAUAAAACACAAUAAAGCACGUUUGACUACAAUGUUUGUCAAUCUACAGAAGGUAUUGUAAAACACAGUGUUUUGGAAACUAAAGAGUAUCCAAAAACUGAAGAGCACAAAACUUAAUGUUAAAAGCACAAGGAAUUACCAGAUAUUAAGUAGGAUAACCUUUUUUUAUUUAUAGAACUGGUGUUUUUUGUUUCACAUGUAUAGACCAUUAAAGAUAGCUACAGGGUCAUAUUACUCUGUAGAUAAGGAAACAUAUACUGUAUUCAUGUUAAGUACAAUCAAAAUGUCCGUUAUGUUUGUUCAUUGGCCUACAAGAGCAUAUGUCCAAUGAGAAAGGAACUAAAGAUAAAGAUACACAAAUACAAAUAUACAAACAUAUAUAGUUAGAAGCAAAUACUUAUUGUAUACAGCAAUGAAACAGUAUAGAGAUAGGAACCAAGCAUACAAGUCUGGUGGACCAAGGACCAAAACCUAGGGACACAAGUGAGGAACCAGCGAUGUUUGUCUGUAGAGUCAGGAACCUAGGUCUACAGGUGUCUACAGAGCUAUGUACCAGGGCUAAGUAUCUGUGGAGACCGAAAACACUUGAUCAUGCAAAUGGAAACUAAGGAUAUGUGUUCAUAAAGAAGUGUACCAAUGAUCUUUGUCCCUAGGAGAAAUCUGUUCAGGAACCAGAUGUUUUUAUAUACAGUCAUGACCGUAAAUGUUGGCACAACUGAAAUUUUUCAAGAAAAUUAAGUAUUUCUUACAGAAAAGAAUUGCAGUAACACGUUUUGUUAUACACAUGUUUAUUCCCUUUGUGUGUAUUGGAACUAAACCAAAAAAGGGAGGAAAAGAAGCAAAUUGGACAUAAUGUCACACCAAACUCCUAAAAUGGGCUGGACAAAAUUAUUGGCACCCUUUCAAAAUUGUGGAAAAAUAAGAUUGUUUCAAGCAUGUGAUGCUCCUUUAAACUCAACUGGGGCAUGUAACAGGUGUGGGCAAUAUAAAAAUCACACCUGAAACUAGAUAAAAAGGAGAGAAGUCCAUUUAGUCUUUGCAUUGUGUGUCUGUGUGUGCCACACUAAGCAUGGACAACAGAAAGAGGAGAAGAGAACUGUCUGAGGACUUGAGAACCAAAAUUGUGGAAAAAUAUCAACAAUCUCAAGGUUACAAGUCCAUCUCCAGAGAUCUAGAUUUGCCUUUGUCCACAGUGCGCAACAUUAUCAAGAAGUUCGCAACCCAUGUCACUGUAGCUAAUCUCCCUGUGCAUGGACGGAAGAGAAACAUUGAUGAAAGUUGUCAACGCAGGAUAGUCUGCAUGGUGGCUAAGCAGCCCCAAACAAGUUCCAAAGAUAUUCAAGCUGUCCUGCAGGCUCAGGGAGCAUUAGUGUCAGCGCGAACUAUCAACAUUUAAAUUAAAUGAAACGCUAUGGCAGGAGACCCAGGGGGACCCCACUGCUGACACAGAGACAUAAAAAAGCAAGACUACAUUUUGCCAAAAUGAACUUGAGUAAGCCAAAAUCCUUCUGGGAAAACGUCUUGUAGACAGAGGAGACCAAGAUAGAGCUUUUUGGUAAUUCACAUCAUUCUACUGUUUACCGAAAACAGAAUGAGGCAUACAAAAAAAGAACACAAUACCUACAGUGAAAUAUAGUUGAGGUUCAAUGAUGUUUUGUGGUUAUUUUGCUUCUCUGGCACUGGGUGCCUUAAAUGUGUGCAAGCCAUCAUGAAAUCUGAGGAUUACUAACGGAUUUUGGGUCGCACUGUAGAGCCCAGUGUCAGAAAGCUGGGUUUGUGUCUGAGUUCUUGGGUCUUCCAGCAGGACAAUGACCUCAAACAUAUGUCAAAAAGCACCCAGAAAUGGAUGGCAACAAAGCACUGGAGAGUUCUGAAGUGGCCAGCAAUGAGUCCAGAUCUAAAUCCCAUUGAACACCUGUGGAGAGAUCUUAAAAUUGCUGUUGGGAAAUGGCACCUUCCAAUAAGAGAGAUCUGGAGCAGUUUGUAAAGGAAGAGUGGUCCAACAUUCCAGCUGAGAGGUGUAAGAAGCUUAUUGAUGGUUAUAGAAAGCGACUGAUUUCAGUUAUUUUUUUCCAAAGGGUGUACAACCAAAUAUUAAGUUAUGGAUGCCAAUAAUAAUUUUGUCCAGACCAUUUUUGGAGUAUGUUGUGACAUUAUGUCCAAUUUGCUUUUUUUUCCUCCCCUUUUUGGUUUAGUUCCAAUACACACAAAGGGAAUAAACAUGUUUAUAGCAAAACAUGUGUUAUUGCAAUACUUUCUGUGAGAAAUACUUCAUUUUCUUGAAAAAUUUCAGGGUUGCCAACAUUUAUGGCCAUGACUGUAUAGGAAUUAAUUAUCUUUUUCAAUAGACAUGAGAUCCAGAGAUAAUUGUUACAGAGACUAGAGCCAAGUGCACAUGUUAUAGGAGAUGGGAACUAAGCACUUAUGUCUUAAGACAAAGGACACUGGAUAGCAUAUUCUGUGACCUUAAGGGCCUAUAUUUAUAGGCAUAAACAACUGAUAGUUUUCUACAUGGAAGAAAAGUAAAUGUACGAUCUGUACAAAAUGGAAAUAAAUUAUAGUUCAGUAGAGCUUGUGUGAGAUUAUGAUCAGAAUUUACUCAACUGACUUUAUAUGGAGCAUAAAUACUGAAUAAUGCAUGAACUUAGAUUGGGAAAAGCAAUGGAAAAGUAAUGAAUAAUAACUGUAUAUUAUAAUUGUAUAUAAAUAUAUGCAGUAUCUUUUAUCCAAGUGUAUACCCAAAAUAAACUAAGAAGAGCAUGUUAAAGGUGUGUCUGUUUUCAGAUAACCCCCUUAUAGGUGCUGUUUUAUGACAUGUUUAGCGAAUAAUGUAAAGCAACUUCCAGAGCAGGUCUCAGCAGCAUCAUAAACAAUGGAUGGCCUAGACAGUCAUUGAUUACAAUGGGUUUUCUGCAAUGCUUUGUUUUCCACUGUGACGGUUUUGCACAGAAAUCAGCCAUAAGCCACAUCAAGACUCCUUUACCACAGGUGGUGAAGGCAUUCCUAGCAGAAAGACCCAACCAGACAUCAUUUGUAAACAAUUAUGCACAUAUUAUAUUUUUAGAAAUGAAAAAAUAAAAAAUAGAAUCCAAGACAUAGGAAUGGAAAAAAAGUUUAAUAUUAAAUACAAUUUACACUACAAAUUGUUUUCUGCUCUAGGGUCUAUUUACAGGUACAGUAUCCUGCACAUAAUUGAUGCGCAGGAUUUGUAGCUGCUAAGGCUGUGCUUAGUCAAUUAUUUUACACUGAACUCUGCAGCAUAAAAUCUGUAGCAUCAAAUUAUGUUUAUCAAAUAUGCACAGGAUACUGCACCUGUAAAUACCCCCUUAGGGUACAUUCCCACACGGCGUAUUUGCUGCUGCGUAUUUUAUUUUCUCUGUUGAAGUCAAUGGGUAGGAAAAUACGCAGCACCAAAUACGCUGCAAAUACGCAGCAAAAUACACCGUGUAGGAACGUACCCUUAAGUUGUGUUCAGUUUUACUUCACGCCAAAUUAGUGUUACUUAAGGUUAUGUUCACACUGAGGAAUUGGGGCGGAAAUCACGCUAAAGAUUUCCACCCCAAAAUACAUUUUUUUUCUGCUCAGAAUUAGCAGCGAUUUCGCGCGGAAUUCCGUGCGGAAAUGCAGGUUGGAGAGUGGGCGAUAUAUAUGUAUUUUUUUUAUUCAUAAAUACUCCUUUUUUUUUUCAUGCGGAAAUUCCACGCGAAUUCCGCAUGGAAAUGCUUCUGACUGAAAAAAAUAUAUAUAACAUUGAUCUCUAUGGGAGAACGACGCUGAUUCCGCCUGAAAGAAAGAACAUGUUCUUUCUUCAACAUACUUCCUCGUCAGAAUUCUGCUUGAGGAAAUUCCUCAGUGUGAACUGGGGGGCAGAAAUUCUGCACAGCUCUAUGGGGAUGUUCACUGCUGAAUGAUUUGGAGAGGAAAAAGCGAGCAGAAUUACUCGUGGAAAUUCCUCUCCAAUUCCUCAGUGUGAACAUACCCUAACACUGAAUCAUUGCCAUUAAUAUUAUUUUCUAUAAACCUAUUAGAGAUAUUGUUAACUCUUGAAUUAUGUUUCUUUUUUAGGUGAUUGUAUUACAUGGUCAGUAUAGCAUUUACCGUUACAGAGAUGGUCAAAAGAUAUCCUUGUCACUUCGGCUAAAGACCGCUCCUUUAAUACAAUUACAAUGCUUUGACAAAUCAUUUUUAUUUAAGGUAAUUUAUUGGGCAACAAAAUAAUACAUAUGUUUUUAAAGAAACAAUGUAUGAGUUAGUGUUUUUAUUCUUCCAAGAUAAUAGUGGUCCAUUGUCUAGAUCAGUGAUUCCUAACCUUAUUACCAUGGAAAAAUGCUGAACAAUUGAGUCCCAGGAAACCCCACCUCUAAUUCCUCUCUGUAGGGGGCUGUUUUACCAUAUAUACUGUCGUUUUAGAUCUUUCCAUAUGCUGUGUUCUGAGGAAAUCAUACGUUUCCUGGUUGGGAAACACUGGUUUUAAUCCAAAAGUGACUGUAAGUCAUAUGUAAUUGCUCUCUUAUACUUCUAGAAGUAAAAAAGAAAAAAAAAAAUAUAUAUAUGUGCUCUAUGAAACAGCAGAUUACACUUCUUCACAACUUUGCGUUGUGAUAUUCAUUGUUUGGGUUUAAUACAGUCUUGGUACAGUUACUUGGUAGCAUAAUUGUCCCUGUUUAGAUGCCCUCCUGGGGGGGGGGGGGGGGGGGACAUUAG